Oldenlandia corymbosa var. corymbosa is the source of this 1332-nucleotide messenger RNA. NCBI's taxonomy places the organism in Eukaryota, Viridiplantae, Streptophyta, Magnoliopsida, Gentianales, Rubiaceae. The record is from the annotation of a GenBank genome assembly.
AUGGGUCAGGGAACUCCGGGAGGUCUGAACCGUCAACCACCCGGUGACCGGAAAAAUGACGAUAAGAAAGAGAAGAAAUUCGAGCCGGCCGCCCCUCCGGCCCGUGUCGGCCGCAAGCAGCGGAAGCAGAAGGGUCCCGAGGCGGCGGCUCGUCUCCCCACCGUGACGCCGCUAACCAAGUGUAAGCUUCGGUUGCUGAAACUGGACCGGAUAAAGGAUUACCUCCUGAUGGAGGAGGAAUUCGUCAGCAAUCAGGAGCGGUUGAAGCCCCAGGAGGAGAAGACGGAAGAGGACCGAUCCAAGGUCGACGAUCUCCGCGGUUCCCCCAUGAGUGUUGGGAAUCUGGAGGAGCUUAUUGAUGAGAACCACGCCAUAGUUUCUUCCUCCGUCGGGCCGGAGUACUACGUGGGGAUCUUGUCUUUUGUCGACAAAGAUCAGCUGGAGCCUGGAUGUGCUAUUUUGAUGCAUAAUAAGGUUCUUUCUGUGGUUGGGCUUCUUCAGGAUGAGGUUGACCCCAUGGUAUCGGUCAUGAAGGUUGAGAAAGCACCAUUGGAAUCAUAUGCUGAUAUCGGUGGUCUCGAUCCACAGAUACAGGAAAUUAAGGAAGCUGUUGAACUUCCCUUGACACAUCCUGAACUAUAUGAAGACAUUGGCAUCAAACCUCCGAAAGGGGUCAUACUCUAUGGAGAACCUGGAACUGGCAAGACCCUUCUUGCAAAGGCAGUGGCGAAUUCCACUUCAGCAACCUUUCUGCGUGUUGUUGGCAGUGAAUUGAUUCAAAAGUACUUGGGAGAUGGUCCUAAAUUGGUGAGGGAACUCUUUCGAGUUGCUGAUGAACUGUCACCCUCGAUUGUCUUUAUAGAUGAAAUCGAUGCAGUUGGUACAAAAAGGUAUGAUGCUCACUCUGGUGGUGAACGUGAGAUCCAGAGGACUAUGCUUGAGCUGCUGAAUCAAUUGGAUGGGUUUGACUCAAGAGGAGAUGUGAAAGUGAUUCUUGCUACCAACAAAAUUGAAAGUCUUGACCCUGCACUUCUUCGGCCUGGUAGAAUCGACCGUAAAAUCGAGUUUCCCCUCCCAGAUAUUAAGACAAGGCGUCGUAUAUUCCAGAUCCACACAUCUAGGAUGACAUUGGCUGAUGAUGUCAAUUUGGAAGAAUUUGUCAUGACUAAAGACGAGUUUUCUGGAGCUGAUAUCAAGGCCAUAUGUACGGAAGCUGGAUUGCUGGCUUUAAGAGAGCGACGCAUGAAGGUUACACAUGCAGAUUUCAAGAAGGCGAAAGACAAGGUCAUGUUCAAGAAGAAAGAGGGGGUUCCAGAAGGAUUAUAUAUGUGA